Manihot esculenta (cassava) is the source of this 1240-nucleotide messenger RNA. RefSeq lists its product as uncharacterized. Bases 66 to 1169 code for a protein of 367 amino acids. Lineage: Eukaryota; Viridiplantae; Streptophyta; Magnoliopsida; Malpighiales; Euphorbiaceae. The record is from RefSeq and is a predicted model, not a curated record. The transcript has 8 exons.
AAGGCAAAGGCAAUAACAAUCACAAAAAGCCCAAGAAGAAGAGAAAGAGACCAUUCCCUUUCAACAUGGGAGCAGAAGCCUUGCCCCGGAACGGAGAUAUUUCUCCGGCUGCUCCUCCUCAUCCUCUUAUAUUGGGUCUCCAGCCUGCCGCUCUCAUAGACCACGUGGCCCGUGUCGAUUGUUCCUUGCUGGAUCAAGUCCCCGGUGAACGCGGUGGCUCCACAACCGUUGCAAUUCAAGAGCUUCAGCGCAUUUUGGGAAAGGUAAAAACCCAUAUGCUCACUUCCCCUGAUAAUGCAUCUCCUAUGCUGACCAUUGCUGGGGGAAGUGUAGCCAAUACCAUUCGUGGUCUCAGUGCAAACUUUGGAGUCUCUUGUGGGAUCAUUGGGGCUUACGGGGAUGAUGAGGAAGGCAGGUGGUUUGCUAAUAAUAUGGGCUUUAGUGGGGUGAACAUCUCGAGGUUGAGGAGGAAGAAGGGAUCCACGGGUCAGUGUGUGUGUUUGGUUGAUGCAUUGGGCAAUCGUACAAUGCGGCCUUGCCUCUCAAGUGCUGUGAAAGUUCAGGCCGACGAAUUGACCAAAGAAGAUUUCAAGGGCUCUAAGUGGCUGGUCAUCAGAUAUGGAAUAUUCAAUAUUGAAGUUAUUCAAGCAGCUAUUCAGAUUGCAAAGCAAGAGGGUCUUUAUGUCUCAUUGGAUUUGGCCAGUUUUGAGAUGAUUCGGAACUUCAGAUCACGUCUUGUUCAAUUGCUAGAGUCAGGGGACAUAGACCUGUGCUUUGCUAAUGAGGAUGAAGCAAAGGAACUUCUAAGAGGUGAACCAAAUACUGAUCCUGAGGCGCCACUAGAAUUCUUGGCUAAAUAUUGCAAGUGGGCUGUAGUGACUUUAGGUCCUAAUGGUUGCAUUGCGAAGCAUGGAAAAGAGACUGUGCGGGUUGCAGCCAUUGGGGAAGCAAAGGCAACCGAUGCUACUGGAGCAGGAGACCUAUUUGCCAGUGGAUUUUUGUAUGGACUGGUGAAGGGGUUAUCUUUGGAGGAAUGCUGCAAAAUUGGUACAUGUAGUGGUGGAUCAGUUGUUCGCUCCCUUGGAGGUGAAGUGACCCCAGAGAACCGACAAUGGAUGUACAAACAGAUGCAGAUCAAGGGACUCCCUGUUCCUGACAUCCGCAAUUGAUGCCCACAACUUGCAUAGAAGUUAUUGCUUCUUUUUUUUUUUUUUUUUUUUUUUUUUUUUUUUUUUUCUUU